Neospora caninum is the source of this 1089-nucleotide messenger RNA. RefSeq lists its product as hypothetical. The record is from RefSeq and is a predicted model, not a curated record. The transcript is spliced from 9 exons. NCBI's taxonomy places the organism in Eukaryota, Apicomplexa, Conoidasida, Eucoccidiorida, Sarcocystidae. Gene Ontology annotation, biological process: transmembrane transport. The coding region runs from base 1 to 1089 and encodes 362 amino acids. Gene Ontology annotation, cellular component: membrane. Gene Ontology annotation, molecular function: transmembrane transporter activity.
AUGACGACUCCACUCGAGGCGGAUCCAAAGUCGGGAGGAGACGGUGGCGAAUCAGGCCCGCUCAUCCCACAGAAAUCCGGGUAUAAACUGGGUCCUUCAGUCGUUACAACUCAAGCAGUGCUGAACACGGUCAGCGGCAUUGAAGGCCUUGACAUCCAGCUUAUGCCUGCGAGCUUCAAAAUUCUCCAGGCUGAUUUCUCGUGGGCACUUCAGGAUUUAGGCGCGCUCGUUUUUUACCAGAGCAUAUCUCAAGCACUCAGUGGGCUAGUAUGGGGAUACCUGGCUGACCGCUCAUCCCGUGUUCGCCUGCUGGCGACCGGCUGUUGCUCGUGGGGGCUUGUGAGCAUGUUUCUUGCCAUGGGCACCCAAUAUUGGCAAUUCGCCGUGCUAAAGGUACUUAACGGCAUUGCUAUGGCAAGGGCGUUGUCGGCGCCGGUCUCUCCCUCUUCUUUCUUUCCAAUUGUCAAGGCCAGCGCGUCCGGGCGCAAAUCUGUUAACUUUUUAGGCUGCAUUGUUGGCGCUCUGAUUGGUGGGAGCAUGGCAAGCUUGACUGUUGUUCCGGGCGUCCGGUAUAUCGGCAUGCCGGAUUGGCAGGCCAGCGUCCUGACCGCGUGUCCGUUGAUAGGUGGGAUGGUUGGUUCGCUCUUUGGUGGCUGGCUCGGUGAUCAAGCGGACCACUGGAGCCACUUCCACGGCCGUCCUUUGAUUGGACAGAUGGGGACUCUGAUUUCUAUCCCGCUCAUUUACAUGGGGCUUCUUGUCAUUCCUCGCCGGCCUGAGUUUUUCGGACUCUAUGCACUCGACAUGCUGCUGCUUGGGUUUGCAAUAGCGUGGUGCCCCAGUGGCGUGAACCGACCGAUUUUGUCUGAAAUUGUAGAGUCGGACGCACGCGCUAGUGUUUUCGCGACGCAAAUUGUUUUUGAAGGAAGCGUGGCUGCUAUGCUGGGCUCUCCUGUCAUUGCCUUCAUGGCUGAGUCCUUGUUUGGAUAUAGUGGAGAAGGUGCGUCUGCUCAUUCGGAAGCUCUCAAGCUGAAAAACAUCGAGUAUGGGCUGCUCCACUUCACCUACCCGAAAGAUGCGUCUUCGUGA